CACCAGAUACCAUGUCUUUCAAAAAUGCUUCACAAUCUGCUUUCUCUAUCUUGAUAUUCCCAUAAUGAAGAAUUCUAGUGCCAAGGCACAUUGAGACUCGCAGGAGUGAAAAGUUUGUGUGUACAUUUGUCACAUUAGGGAAAGUGAAAGUAGGAGAAGUAAAAUAUGUAGUUCAUUUUGUUCACACUUGCAGGCAAGUGAAUUUUAUCAUUUAUCCUUGGGUAUGGAGAGCAGUGUCCUGAUUUCCUUGGGCAUGGGUCUGUGACCUUGUAAAACUUACUAUUCUUAUAUUCAAUCUCAAAGUAUCCUGAAUUCACCAUCUCACUUUCAAAUGAUCCUUGGUGAUUUAAAAUGAUGCCCUUGAGUAUUAUAUUGAGAAACAGGAAGAUAGAUAGUUAUUCACUAUUACUUAAAGAAUUCAUGUUGUAGGUGUUUAUAAGCAGAUAACAUGCAUUAAGAUCCUUUUGUGUCAUGUGGUGGUGAGUGUUCCCAUCCAGUAGUCAUGAUUUUUUUUUUCCUUUUUCCCUAAAGAAAUGCAGAGAUAUGUCAGCAGGACACAAGUCCUUGAUAUUAUUCAUGUGAUUGUGUAGCUCAGCCUAGGCAUCAUAUUCAGAAACUGUAUGUUGCUUCUACUGUUCUAUCGUGGUGAACAGCUUUAGGGCUUUUUCUGUGUUCACUACCCUUCACGUCUGGAACCUUCCUCCAUGCAUUGUACCUGUUGCACUGACCUUCCUAGAAUUUACCACUUCUCUGAAGUUUUCUUGGGUAAGAGCAGACUACUUAGAUUAACUGUAAAUAUACACCAGCUUUAGGGAUGCUUAUGAAAGUCAUUGUGCUCUUUUUGUUUCUCAAAAUAACAUAUAGUGUCAUUGUGAUUGACAGACUCCCUUCAGUUUAAUUUAGGCAUGUGGCUGAGUUUAUGGUUUUCCUGGAUUUAUGGUAUCGCUUUUAAUGGCACUUCUCUUGUAGUUUAAUGAAGUGAUGAAUAUAACCCUCCAGCCUUGAUACAAAAUGGUGUGUAUGUGCUUAAUAACUGAAAAAUGAAAAACUUAGGGGGGUUGGGAGGGGUGUGGAAGUCAAGAUUUGUGUGCUUACAUGUGAAGAGACUGUGAAUAGGCAAUUUAGUUUUUCUUUUGGUGCUUUCUUUAAAUGAACAGGACUUGAGUAACUGUGAAUCUCUCUACUGCAGAAACAUGAUUAAAGAUAACAACGAAAUUAUUCCACUAAUGGGCAAGAAAACAAAUCCAUCUGGUAUUCCCCCUUCAAACCAGCAGGAGAAAAAGCCAACUGAAAGCACUCCCACAAAGAAAAGUUCACACUUUUUUCUGGAGAUUGAUGGUUUUGAAAGCAAUGCGACACCAAAUAAUACAUCUCCCCCUGUGUUUUCAAAACCAAUGGAUUCAAAUAUUCGUCCAUGUGCAUCUGGAAAUGGGGAAGAUAUGGAUUCUCCACAGUCUCUUCAGGAUGAUGCGACUGAAUAUAGCCCUAAUGUAGACAGCUGUUGUGCUAACAUAUCACAAGGACCUGAGCAGACCAGUGCCCGGAAGAAGUUGAAAAAGUACAUAUUUCGGGCUGUAUCUGAGGGCAAUAUCGAAGAAUUGCAGUGUCUGCUCACCGAGCUGAAGGAGCGAUCAAAUGCCUGUAUGAACAUGACUGUGCCAGAUUAUCUGAUGAAAAAAUUCACAGCUUCAGAUACUGGCAAAACUUGUCUGAUGAAAGCUCUGCUGAACAUCAACCAAAACACAAAUGAGAUAGUGAAUAUGCUACUAUCCUUUGCAGAAGAAAAUGGUAUUUUGGAGAGAUUUAUCAAUGCAGCAUACACAGAAGAGGCAUAUAAAGGCCAGACAGCCCUAAAUAUUGCUAUUGAAAGAAGACAAUAUGAAAUAACUCAGAGCCUAAUAGAAAAAGGAGCUGAUGUCAAUGCUCAUGCCCAGGGUAUUUUCUUUAAUCCCAAACAUAAACAUGAAGGCUUUUAUUUUGGUGAAACUGCAUUGGCAUUAGCUGCAUGUACCAAUCAACCAGACAUAAUUCAACUGCUAAUGGACAAUACGAGGACUAAUAUUACUUCUCAGGAUUCCAGAGGAAACAAUAUCCUCCAUGCAUUAGUUACUGUGGCAGAGGACUUUAAAACCCAGAAUGACUUUGUAAUCAGAAUGUAUGAUAUGAUUUUGUUGAAAAGUAAAGCCAGAAAUCUGGAAACUACAAGGAAUAAGGAGGGUUUGACACCACUACAACUAGCUGCAAAAACUGGGAAAUUAGAGAUUCUGAAAUACAUCCUGAGCAGAGAGAUAAGAGAUAAGCCUAACAGGAGCCUGUCAAGAAAAUUCACAGACUGGGCUUAUGGUCCUGUUCAAUCUUCUCUUUAUGAUCUGACAGAACUAGAUACCACUGCAGACAAUUCAGUAUUGGAAAUUAUAGUCUAUAAUACAAAUAUUGGUAACCGUCAUGAAAUGCUGACUUUGGAGCCUCUGAAUUCACUCCUGCGAAUGAAAUGGAAGAAGUUUGCACGGCACAUGUUCUUUAUGUCAUGCUGGUUUUAUUUCCUAUACAACGUAACUUUAACGUUGGUUUCCUACCACAGGCCUAAUGAAAAUGAAGCUCCACCUUAUCCACUAGCUUUAACACGUGGUGUGGGGUGGCUGCAGUUAUCGGGACAGGUGAUGGUUAUGUUAGGAGCAAUAUUUUUAGCCAUAAAAGAGAGUGUAGCCAUCUUUCUGCUUAGGCCUUCAGACCUACAGUCAAUUCUCUCUGAUGCGUGGUUCCACUUUGCGUUUUUUAUACAAGCUUUGCUUGUGAUCUUCUCUGUCUUUUUGUACUUGUUUUCCUACAAAGAACACCUCGUGUGUCUUGUUUUGGCAAUGGCCUUGGGAUGGGCUAAUAUGCUUUAUUUCACCAGAGGUUUCCAGUCCAUGGGUAUUUACAGUGUUAUGAUUCAAAAGGUCAUCCUGCAUGAUGUGAUCAAAUUUUUAGUUGUCUAUAUCGUUUUUUUGCUGGGAUUUGGAGUAGCUCUUGCUGCAUUGAUUGAAACUUGCCAAGAUGGCAAUGAAUGCCAUUCCAACAGCAGUCUGGGACCUGUUCUGAUGGAUCUUUUUAAGCUCACCCUAGGACUGGGUGAUCUGGAGAUCCAGCAAAAUUCAAAGUAUCCUGUACUAUUUCUUCUGCUCCUUAUAACUUAUGUUGUGUUGACUUUUGUUCUUCUUUUGAACAUGCUGAUUGCAUUAAUGGGAGAAACAGUGGAAGAUAUUUCUAAAGAGAGUGAGCACAUCUGGAAACUUCAGAGAGCCAGAACUAUUUUGGAAUUUGAAAAAUUCUUACCAAAACGUUUGAGGAAAAAAUUUCAACUGGGAGAACGGUGUAAAGUGGCUGAAAAUGACACCAGGGUGUGUUUAAGGAUAAAUGAAGUGAAAUGGACCGAGUGGAAAACACAUGUUUCAUUUAUUAAUGAAGAUCCAGGCCCAACAGAUCCAAGCAAAAGUCAAGAUAAUUCAAGAACUAAUAGCAAAACCACCCUGAAUACAUUUGAAGAAAUGGAUGAUUUGCCUGAAACGUCUGUUUAGUUGUGCUGUGUUUGAUAUGUGGUCAUUUGGAAGGUUAAAAGCAUCAGUAGUGGAUGCUGAAAGCUUUGUUGAUAUUUUGGACAGCUGUAACCAGCUGGAACACAGACUUUUAGAGACAUGGUCUGAUGACCCUAAUGCAUUUAAUCAGGGCAGCUAAACUAAACUCAAAUAUAGUAUUUCACUGGUUCAUUUUUGAGCCUCUUGGAAACACUGCUGUCCAAGUUUGCGUGACACUACUCAAACUUGGCUCAAAAUGUUUACUUGGAUAAAAAAGGUCAAAUGUGAGAUAUUUCUUCCUUUUGUGGAAAAUUAAGAUCAUCAUGAUCCCGAUCUGCUAUAUUUUGGAAUCUCUAGCUCAUGAGAAACAUCUUGUACACUAAAAGAAAAAAAUCUAAGUUCUUGUUGUGGAGCAAAGAAAGGCAUUUCAAUUCUGAACUCUACUAAAUGAAGUAUGUUAUUCUGGAAUAAUGAUGUUCUGGAGACAUUUGAAGCUUUUGUAUUGACUGUCAGUGUUAUUGGAGGCUUGAUUCCACAAGCUGGAGAAAGGCCUCUUCAGGUCUCAUUAGCUUUGCCUGGUCUGUUUUCCUGUGUAUAAUUCCUAGGGUAUAACAUGGUGUUCACUGCUUUUUAUGACCAUGUACAUAUGCCUUCCCAUAAAAUAGUGGGGCAGAAAUGGAAUUCAUGAUGGUGAACAUUUCUGAGUUUGUUCAGUCACAAGCUCUUUACUUUUCCUAUUUGGCUUUUCCAUGGUGUUGCAUCUUAAUGCAUAAAAUAAGUUAUCAUAUUGGAAGUUCUUCUUGCUUAAAAGCAAAUUAAUUUCUUAUUUUCCUGAAGUGGCUCAAUACAGAAGUCAGUAUUUCUUCCCAAAAUGAGCAAAAUAAGUUAAAUGCAAUUGCAGACUUCUGAAGUUUUGGGGUUUGGUUAUUUUUUUAUCCAGAGGACUCUAAUGCAUUUCUGUAAGAGUUUUUAUUUCAUUACCUGUCAUGACCUAGUUUAGUUUUUACUUUUCUAAUUUAUGUAUGUAUAUAUAAAGAAUUUGUUCAAUGUACUUUUAAAUUUCAAUUAAUACAUUGUGUCUUCAGUGUCAUGGGCUUUCAUAAUAUCUACUCUUUUGGUGCCUGUUUUAAAGGUGCUGUUUAGGUAAGACUCAGGUGAAUUCUGUUGACAUUUGGAUGAUAAUAAGAAUUGCAUUGGAUUCUUACAGCUAAGCCUGUGCGCAAAAUGACCCAAAAGACUUUCUUAACACAGAAGAGAGCAUGAGGGAACUCUCCAGUGGAAAGGAUAGUGCAAAGCUCUUUGCAGGGAUGGUGAACGUGGUUCUUGCUACAGAACUGGUCAUCUAAAGAUGCCACAUCCUGUGUUUCCUACCACGUAUGGCCUGGAUGGAUGAGACCAGAUUGAAAUCUUCAAUUCAAUUACAUUUUUACAGGGCAUAGGAAUUUGAGAGGAAGGAUAUCAAUAGACCAAUAUAAUAUCUGAGCAUUGUCUGGCCUUCUCAGUAGGGUAUGUGAAUAUGAGAAGAAAAAUUCCUGCGGUCUUGGAAUCUUUCAUUUUUGCUGGUUAAUGUUGCAUUGGAACUGCCAACAAAGAGUAUCAAUUCCCUUAUGACUGUGCAGCUCCAUUUGAAUUCUUUUGAGUGCCAGUUUUUGUACCAAAAAAAAUACCUCUUCACAUAUACUCAGGAACCAGAAUAAAUUAGCCUGUGCUGUGCUCCCCGUUGCUAUGGUUGGAAUUGUCACUGGAAUCAAGUUGAUGUAUCUCUGCACUGUGCUGAAUUCACACCAAAGGUGUAGCCAUAAAACAGGGAAGACACAAAAGAAGUCACUGUGCUGUGCCAAUGACCAGGUACAAAAAGUUAUUACAAAACUGAGGAAGAAGGGGGGGGUAUUUCUAAAAGUCCUCUGCUGAGGAAAACCCCUUUUUCUGGCCACAGAGCCCUGCCAUGUCAUACACACAGUCUAUCUCCAGGCUGUUAUCAAAAACCCUGUGAAUAAUGACUAAAGCAGAUAAUUCUGUACUUUUUAUACAAUGUUUAUUUAAAUUAAACUUGUAAUUCAAAAA
Molecule: messenger RNA, 5618 nt
Organism: Pezoporus flaviventris
Lineage: Eukaryota; Metazoa; Chordata; Aves; Psittaciformes; Psittacidae
Gene: TRPV3
Product: transient receptor potential cation channel subfamily V member 3
Exons: 17
Coding region: 1194-3557 (787 amino acids)
Biological process (GO): calcium ion import across plasma membrane
Cellular component (GO): membrane
Molecular function (GO): protein binding; calcium channel activity
Source: RefSeq, a predicted model, not a curated record